AAUCCGAAACAAAAAAAUCUCACUAGGAAAAACAAGCAAAACGAUCGAAGGGAAGUCCUCAUAGAGAGAAAAAGAAAAUGUAUGUGACAAGGCCUCUAUCCCACUACCUGAGCUCCCCUGAAUCACUUUCACCAUCACCAGAGGGUCCAAACUCUGGUUAUUUAGUGAUACAAGAUGAGGAAUUAGAGACUACUACUUGUUUCGGAUUGUGCAAAACUCGGCAUCCUAUAGAUCUCCCUUUCCCUCAGAACAGGAACUUAACUGUUGUGUAUUCGGUAGGCGAUUUCACUUCUAAAGUUGAUGCAACCUUCAUUCCAGUUCUCAAUUAGCCCCUUUCUUCGAAUCGGUAUUAUGCAAUUAAGCCCCACGGAUCGCGUCAAGGGGAUGCAUAUGCAUGUUCAAGGCAGGAAGACAUGACCCCUAGUUGUUUCGGCAACAGCAUUAAGGAUGUCGACCCAAGACCCCUUAACCCCAAUGACAUAUACCAGCAAUUUCAGAUAUUCCCCUGUCAAAGAGGCUGCGAAAAUUAUGCUACGUUUUUUGCAAAAUCAGUGGCACCAGAUGGGUUCCCUCCCAUCUUCCUGAGAAGCAGUGGGUGGCCAAUUUUCUCCAAACCCACCACAACAUAUGAACUUGGUGAAGCCCUAGGCAUCAACGCUACCCUCCGUGCCCGCCUCCCAAAUUUUAAUUCUCCCAUUGUCGUGGGGAAAUGGUAUUGUCCUUUCAUGUUUAUAAACGAUGGAAAUUUGGAGGAUCAAAUGAAGCAAUUAUUGUUUUAUGAGAUGACACUUGAGCAAAGCUGGGAAAGGAUUUUUGCUUGUGAAAACAAUAUCAGUAGUCAAGGGAAUUCUGUUACUGUGGAAGCUUUAGUCCAGAGGGAAGUGGUUUUUGUGGGUGGGAGGGAAGCAGUGUGGGAUGAGAAUAGGGUGGGUGAUGGGGUGGUUUGGUUUAGGGGUUUUGGUGGUGUGGAAGAAGUAAAUAUUGGGUUAAGUUCAUUGAUAGUUGAUAGAAUGAAGUGGGAGGAGGAGAGAGGAGGGUGGGUGAGGGAGGAAAGAAGACAAGUGAAGGUGAAAAGAACAGAGGAGUUUGGAGGGAUUGGCGGGGUGUGGAGUAAGUUUGGUUGUUAUGUGUUGGUUGAGAGAUUUGUGUUGAAAAGAAUGGAUGGGAGUGUUGUAUUAACCUAUGACUUCAAGCACACUCAUGUGAUUAGGUGCAAAUGGGAAUGAAAUAUGUAUGAAACCCUCAGAAAGUGAACGAAGCAUGGACCAUUUCGGUGUUAUAGGCUACUUUAGGGGUGUGUUGCUUCCUUAAUUACCAACCUUUUUGGAGUUUUUUUUUUUUCCAGUUUUUUUUUUUUAAAAAUUGUGAGGUGAGAUAUAAUGAUAGGUUGAGCUUAUCUUUGUUGACGCUCCCAUGUAUUACUGCAUGGUUUACUUUUGUAUCAUCAUUUUUAAUGAUAGGGGAACUUUUUUUGCUGAUCAAAAAAAUAAAAAAUAAAA
Molecule: messenger RNA, 1499 nt
Organism: Rhododendron vialii
Lineage: Eukaryota; Viridiplantae; Streptophyta; Magnoliopsida; Ericales; Ericaceae
Exons: 2
Coding region: 414-1226 (270 amino acids)
Source: RefSeq, a predicted model, not a curated record